This is a messenger RNA of Rasamsonia emersonii CBS 393.64, 1017 nucleotides long. Its product is annotated as HVA22 domain membrane protein. The record is from RefSeq and is a predicted model, not a curated record. The transcript has 3 exons. Bases 1 to 1017 code for a protein of 338 amino acids. NCBI's taxonomy places the organism in Eukaryota, Fungi, Ascomycota, Eurotiomycetes, Eurotiales, Trichocomaceae.
AUGUUCGGUAUCUUUGCCGAUCUGCUAUCUUCCGUCAUCACCAUCCUGUUCCCGGCCUUCGCGUCCUACAAAGCCAUCCGCUCUGCCGAUCCCGCCCAGCUCAAGCCAUGGCUGAUGUAUUGGGUCGUCCUGUCGGGCAUCCUGCUGGCUGAGUCGUGGACGGUGUUCAUCAUCGGAUGGCUUCCUUUCUACAGUUGGAUCCGCCUCUUCUUCCUCGCCUACCUUGUCCUUCCGCAGACCCAAGGGGCACGGAUCAUCUACCAGGAGCACGUGGAACCCUUCUUUGAGCAUCAUGAGCGCGAGAUCGAAGAGCUGAUCGGCCGCACUCACGAGCGGGCCAAGGCCCUCGGUCUUCAAUACUUCUUCAAGGCGGUCGAUUGGAUCCGAGAGAAGAUCUUGGGCCUGCCCCCUCAGCGACCGGCGACCGCCGCACCACCCCCUGCAACCGGACCGGCCACCUAUGCGCAGGCGCUUCUUUCGCGCUUCAACCUGCCUACGACUACGGGCGGCAAUCUUCCUUCCACGGGAUCGGACUGGUACUCCAUCCUCGCCUCUGCGGUGACCUCCGUCACAUCUACGGGAAAGAGUCGUGAUGCACAGGCCGAGGAGCUCUCUGCCAGCGGCAUCCUGCAGCCGGAGAAGGUGGCUUCUCUGUCCCGAGCCGAGAAGGCCAAGUUCUACUCGUCUCAGCGGGAGCGACUGGAGGUGCUCAUCUCGGCCCUGGCGAAAGAAGAAGGCAAGCUGCGUGCGGAUGAGGGCGCGAAUGACGACCUCGCGUACGGCUCCUUUGAGGGGCUACGGAAGAAUAUGAGCGAGAACUCCUUUGACCACAUCCAGCAUGAGGAUGUGGGCGGGCCACUGCCCAUGAAUCCUCCCAAGCGAUCCAGCGAAGGGUGGACGAGUGGCUGGUUUGGCGGUGGGAGUGCGAAACGGACGACGUCCAGUAGUUCGUCCGGGGCGGAGUUUGCAGCGCGGGCGGUCGACGAGAUUGCCCGGGCUUCGGGGGUCGAUCGAUAG